AUGUCUGGAAUAUGGGCGAUUGACAGCGGUGCAACACAUCGCAUCUGCUAUUACAAGCCCGAGUUCGAAUUUCUGGACGAGCGCAAUGAAGGUGAAGUGUUGAUUGCAGAUGGGAACAAGGCUGCAAUCAACGGUGUCGGGACAAUCGUCAAAAAGGUGAUCCUGUCCAACGGUGAAGAGCGCGAAGUCGAGAUCAAGAACGCACUUUACGUCCCAAGCAUGAACAAUAACUUGCUUUCGAUACCACAAAUCAACAAAAGCGGCAAGUUUCAAGUGGUGUUUGAUGGUGACGAGAUGAAGAUUUCGCACAAAGGCUCCAAGCAAGUAAUGGCGAUGGCCGAUCUUGUGGAUGGCCUCUACUGGCUUCGUACAUCUCAACGAUCCGUGAAUGCGGCUUCAGGACCAAUAGUCGAAAACCUCCAUGCGCGUAUGGGCCACGCACCGGUUGAUGUCUUGUGCAGAAUGGUCUUUAAGGGCAUGAUCAAGGAUGCCAAGAAGCCAACAAAAUUGAGUGGAUCAAGCGUGUGUCAAGGUUGUCUAGAAGGAAAAAUGGUUCAACGGCCGUUCCCAAGCAAUCCAAACAAGUGCCACUAUGAUCCGUUUGAGCUUCUACACAUCGACACUUGUGGUCCAAUGGAAGUCGACUCGAUAGGUGAAGCAAGUACUUGCCACUGA
This is a messenger RNA of Peronospora matthiolae, 675 nucleotides long. The record is from the annotation of a GenBank genome assembly. NCBI's taxonomy places the organism in Eukaryota, Oomycota, Peronosporomycetes, Peronosporales, Peronosporaceae.